This is a messenger RNA of Tachysurus fulvidraco (yellow catfish), 6694 nucleotides long. It is a transcript of the gene fndc1, whose product is annotated as fibronectin type III domain containing 1. Gene Ontology annotation, molecular function: protein binding. The transcript is spliced from 22 exons. Lineage: Eukaryota; Metazoa; Chordata; Actinopteri; Siluriformes; Bagridae. Bases 71 to 5074 code for a protein of 1667 amino acids. The record is from RefSeq and is a predicted model, not a curated record.
GUAGGGAGCGGCCCCCGCCUCUUCACGCGCUCUCCGGAGCGGCGCGCGAGCUGCACCACAUCUGUUCGCUAUGUGUCCACCGGCAGCACGCGCUCUCCCGGUGCUCCUGCUCGUGCUCGGCGCCCUCAGCCCGAUGCUCACAGCAUUUAAACCAUUCCAUCCACGCAAUGUGAAACUUACCUCAGUGGAGAAGGGCUUAAAGGUGACAUGGGACCCACCUAACGAGCUGGAUGGUCGGCCAGUGGAUCGAUACAGUAUUGGCUAUGGCAAGUCCAUGAGGUCUCUACGCUUCAUCAAGGUGGACAAGGACAGCCGCUCCGAGGUACUAGAGGACGUAGAGCCUGGAGUCCUGCACUUUCUCAAGAUCAGUUCUGAGAAUGAGGAUGGAAUGAGUAAACCAGUCUACAGAGCAGAAACUCCAGGAGGUGGGGAAUUGGUAAAACUGGAUGGCUUUGCCGUUGAAGGAAGUGCUUCUGCAAACGCUUCCUUACCAGGUAGGAGGACAUCUGAGCGCUCCUCGAAGAUAAGCCCUCGUCCUACAGUUGAGAAAUCAACAGUGUUACGGCAGAGAGCCCCUCAGUCCUCCUCAGGCCCUGAAGCUCCACAGAGAGGAGGAUACCUGCCCAUUCGCUCUCAAAACAAACAUAGGGUGGACCUCAGUCAGCCUCAAGCUGACCAGCGCAAUGCUAACAAACCUAAACUAGCUUCUGAGUCCAUCUAUGUGGUAUCACUGCAGGCACAGAAAGCCCCACAGAGGACCGUACCAGCAAGCAAGACUGUCAAUACCGAAAGCCCUCCUCCAGAGCAUGAUGAAGUAGAGGAGGUGGAAGACAUUACAGUGAGGAUACUGUCUCCCCAGUCUGUUGUAAUCACAUGGGUGGAUCCACUUGUCAAGAAACAGAAAAGUUUCCCUGAAGGUACCAGGCAAUACACUGUCAGAUAUAGAGAGAAGGGAGAGUCUGCUCGAUGGGAAUAUAAGGAGACCUCACAGAAGCAGCUUGUGAUUGAGAAGCUGUCUGCAGAUGGAAUGUAUGAAUUCUCUGUUCGAAUCACUCAGGGUGAUCAACAUGGGAAAUGGAGUGUAUCUGUAUUUCAAAGGACCCCUGAAUCAGCACCCGCUGGCCCUCCGGAGAAUUUUGAGGUGAAACCACUUAGAGGGAAAGGCACAGCAGUCACUGCAACAUGGGAUCCACCAGAUGAACCCAAUGGUAAAAUCAGAGAAUAUAUUCUGUCCUAUGCUCCAGCCCUAAAACCCUUUGGAGCAAAAUCAGUAACAUAUCGUGGCACUACUACAUCGGCCACCAUAGAUGGGCUGGCACCUGGUGAUCGUUAUGUCUUCAAAAUUCGAGCAGCCAACAGAAAAGGACAAGGACCACAGUCUAAAGCCUUGAGUGUUGCAAUGCCUGAAACCAGCACUACUGCCUUACGCCAUUCUACUCAGUCCAAGAGCACCUCCAGAACAUCUGUAUAUGAUGACUUAGAGGACCAAGAUACAGAAGACACAGAAAUAUCUCUUACCCAUACCACUACUUCUUCACCCACAAACAAGAAAUCUCGCCCCCUUUCUCAAACACGGUCUUAUCACAGCAUUUUUUCAUCACUAAGAGGCUCGGUCAGAAAUUCAGGUUCCAAUUCUAGAACAACCAUUAGUAGUGAUAAAGAAGGAGAUGAGGAAGAGGCACCAACAGACACUCCAAAUGAAGAUAAAGCAACAGAAAAUGAAGCUGUUGAGGAUACACAACCUGAAAGUACUAACAAUGCUCCAAAAACUGAGGAGGAAGAACAACACAAAGGUUCAUCCGGAGAUAAGGAAUCAAGCUCUGUUCUUAAAAGUCCAUUACCGAAAAAGCAUUCCUUCCCUCCAAUGUCCAAAGAGGGCCAUGACCAAUCUCAGUCACUGACACCUCGCACAUCCUCUGUUGUCAAUGGUAACCGUUUAAGACGGCCACCCUCAAGUACCUCAUGGUCACGGACAAGAAAUCAAAAUGGUGGAUCCUCCAGUUUACCCAAAAGCCAAGACCCUGUAGUCUCAAAGAAAGUCCACACUAGCUUAUAUCCUGAAGGCAAAGUCAGUGAUACAGUAGCAAAAUCAUCCACUCCAUCACCCACCACAUCACCUCAGGAAACCAAGACAGAAACAGAUAGAAAGUCAUCAUCUUCAUCACUGUCAUCAGUUGGGACAAGCAGAGUUUCUUUCUCAGCAAGGCAUGCCAGUAAUUCAGGGCCUGGUCCAGCUUAUCCAAAUGGUAGAAGAGUAACUCAAAAUAAAGGUCACAAAUAUCAUGCACCUAGACAAAAAACAGCUUUAACCUCAUCUGCUUUGUCACAAUCUUCAACAGUUUCCAGUACUGACAACAGGGAUACCCAAUCAACCAGUAACUUGAAUACAAAACAUAACAGUAAAAAUGAUCAUAAAAUAAAAAUUCAAAAUAAUGAAGAUACACCUUCUACUUAUCAAUAUACCACUACUCUUGCCCCUCCAAUCAAAGCAGAGAAUAAACAGGAUGUUGGCAACAAUUAUAAAGACAAGGCUGUUAGCAGUUAUUUGCCUUCAUCUCAGAUUCCUUCUACAGCAAGUCCAGGACAUGGUUCCUCCUUGUCUAACAGAAAUUCCAGGGUAGUAAUUGGAAGUAGUCAGAGAAAAGAUGGCAGGAUCCCAUGGAGCAGGACUGCUUCUUCAGUAGGAGCAGGUAGGCCCUUUUUGAGAGGAAUGCCAUCAAAUCCAACAGCCUCAGGAGAGCAUGUCAGUGGUAAAACCAAAACCUCCCCAACAACCUACAACUCUAACAUUGCAACACCCACUGUAAAGAGUAGACAAGCAGCUUCAAGCAAUGGACAGACGACCUCUAAUGAUCACAAAGAACAUGCAAUAUCAGACAAUGAUCACAAACAUGACUACCUCUCUGAGGUCAGCAAAGACACCCAGGAGAUUAAGAACUCUGCCCCAACUGCUUCCCCCCAAAAAACUGCUUCUGAUUCUAAACACAUUCAGAGGUCUGGACAAACCUCUGACAACAGCUCUCGCACAUCCUAUAUGAAUCUCAAUAGACUUGGUCUGGGUUCCAAUGGAAAGGUUCGUUCUGCUCUCCUGGCCAGUCGUCUGAAUGAGUUAAGGUUGCGUGGUAGGUUACAGACAGUUCAAAAUACACAACUGGGCUCUGCUGCUAAACAAAACUCCUCUUCAUCAUCCGUUUCAACUUCUUCGUCCUCUUCUGCCUCCCAGACAAUGGAACACAAAGCUUCACCUUCAGAUGAAGGCACCGGUGCUAGCCAAAAUGCUAAUGUUAGAUCAACUGUGGGAUUGGUCUCACAAUCAUCCCUGAUGCAACCUGCUGGUGGUGACACAUCAAAUGAUUUCAAGACCCCUGUAACAGUUCCAGCAAGAAAUCCAGUGGUGAGAUCACGCUAUCCAAGCAGAUCUGACAAAAAUUCAAGAGGAAAAACCCCAGUUGGUUUACACAAACCUAAUUAUGGGCAAGGCAAGAAUGCUCGACCAAAUCUUACAGCAACAAAUGGCAAAAUUGCAUCUACAUCAAAUGAAAAUACAAAAGGAAAUGGAGUCAAAUAUAUUACAGGCCCCGAUGGAACCAGAUGGGUUGUAGAUCUGGCUAAAGGAGUCCUGAUGAAUGAAGAGGGAAAGGUUUUACAGGAUUCUAGAGGCCGGCCCAGAAAAGUAGUCAUUGGAGAAGAUGGGAAAACUAUCUUUGAUGAAGAGGGUACCCCAUUAGUAAACCAGGAAGGUAUGGCUUUGUUUGGUCAUGGGAGGGACAGUCGGCCUGUUGUUAACCCCAAAGAUAAGUACCUCACUGUUGGAGGGAAGCCACUUGUGGGCCUGGAUCGUCCUACGCCCAGUACUACAACCACAACAACUACAACCACAACUACAACUACAACUACAACCACUGCUGAACCAACCACCACGACAACCACUGCUGAACCAACAACAACAGAAAUUACUACUCUGGAGUACAUAACUGAAGCUUUGCCUACCUGUCCCCCUGGAACAUUUGCAAAGCUGGAUAAGAAUGGCAUUCCUAUGAUGGAUGAUUAUGGAAUACUGGACUGCUACCCAAGUGAUGAAUUUUUGAUGGAGACCACCACGAUCCCUAUCACCACUCAGCUGCCCCAUACUACUCACACCCCCACAACAGGGUUCCGCUUCUUUAAUAACAGCCCGUCAUCUGAGUUUGAUGUUGCUGGCAAGAAACGCUUCACAGCUCCAUAUGUGAAUUACAUCCAGAAGGAUCCUGGUGCUCCAUGUUCCCUGACCGAGGCGCUAGAGUACCUGCAGGUGGAUGUGCUGGCUGACCUCAUUGAAAAGGACAGUGCCACAGCCAGCCAAAAGCAGCCACCCAAACACAAGCCAAAGAACAUCACUGUAAUUGCCAUGGAGGGAUGUCACUCAUUUGUUAUUUUGGACUGGGCUCGCCCAUUGAAGGAUGACAUGGUUUCAGGAUACAUGGUGCACAGCGCCUCCUAUGACGAUGUCCUGACCAACAGAUGGUCAUCUAGUCUCUCAUCUGGCACACACCUAGCUGUGGAGAACCUCAAGCCAAACUCCAGGUAUUACUUCAGAGUUCAAGCAAAGAAUGUUUAUGGUCUCGGGCCGAUCAGCGAAACAAUAAGUUAUGUUACAGAAUCAGAUGACCCUCUUCUAAUAGAGAGACCCCCAGGUGGCGAGCCUAUUUGGAUUCCUUUUUCCUUCAGGUACAACCCUGCCCACAGUACCUGUAAAGGAAGUCAAUUUGUCAAGCGCACAUGGUACAGGAAGUUUGUGGGUGUGGUCCUGUGCAACUCACUGCGCUACAAGAUCUUUAUGGGAGAUGGACUGAAGGAAACUUUCUACAGUAUUGCUGAUUCCUUUGGCAAUGGAGAAGACCACUGUCAGUUUGUAGACUCACAUUUGGAUGGAAGGACAGGACAACAAGCCCUUUCCAUUUACCUACCCCAAGCUCAAGGUUAUUAUCGCUCAUAUAGACAAGAGCCUGUCAAUUUUGGUCCCAUCGGCAGGCGUACGCCUCAUCAGUUUGUGGGCUGGUAUGAGUGUGGGGUCCCGAUCCCUGGGAAAUGGUAACAGAGGACAUUGUGAAUGCCAGUUAUCACUGGCAGCUACAUAUCAUCCUGCUACAACCUCUCUGUUUGCCAAGUCCAUAAAUGAACUUUUACCAACCACAGCAACUACAGCCAAAACCAACAUACGUUUUCUCUCAGAGAGGAUAUAAUACUUAAAGUAACAUUUUUUAUUAUAACAGUUCCAAUAUCAAGCACUUUUUAAAAGCAAAUCUGUAUAUAAGGUAUUACAAGCAUGUGUGUUCAAAUUAUUAACAACAUUAUCAGGAACAUUGUAUCCUGAAUAAUUGUCAGUGACAAUGACUGUGAUGGCUUCUGAUUACUGCUUGUAAUAUUAAGUAGUUUGAUACAAACCACAAGCCUUACAAUUGCAAUGACUUAUACAAUAAUGAUGUAACAAACUGUCUGUGAUUAUUUUUUGGGGUAAUACUUUGCUAGUUUUGUACUCAUGUUUUCUAUCCUCUUUUCUUGGAUGGCAGUUAAAUUUGAAAUAUUGCCCAUAUUAGGGCAGAUAAACAAAGGUAAUUUUAUUUGCUCAGGAAAGGUCAAAUACUGAAUAAAGAUACAUGUACAUCACAAACGUUUUUAUGUUACGUAGACCAAAUGAGGAAAAUACUCAUUUAAUAUGGGAAAAUGAUGAUGUAGAUAAUUGCCAUACUUACUGAUGUGUGUGUGUUUUGGGCUCAUAACAUAAAUUAAUUAUCAAGUAAUUUGAACAGGUGUGAGAAAAGGUCAUAAGUCAGUCAUUAACACAGUCAUGAUGUUUAUAUGAUAUGGUUGUAUUGAACACAUGAAAAUGAACUUAUACAGUAACAUUAUGACAUCAUCGUUAACAACAAUUUGUUAAACUAAUAUACAUUCAUACAUACAUGUAUGUAAUAUACAUACAUAAAAGUCAUUUAUUUUCACAUGCUCCCAUAUUGUAAGAAGAAAGAUAUAUAUUUAAUUUAUUAGAAAUUAAAAUGCAUUGAUAUUUAGCAGUAUAGGCAUCUCAAAUAGUAUCUCAAAUAAAUUUCACAUUGUGUAUGAACAAGGUUUGUACCACAUACAGAAACAUCUUUCUAUAUUUACUCCCAUGCAGUCAUGUGGUUUUGAAGCUGAAUUGUUUGAUCUUCAUACUUCUGUGUGGAAAAUAUUAUCUCAAGGACCAGUGUGUUCACGCAAAAGUCAAAAACAUUUGUGUUUUACACGGCCUUUAGGAAAAAUGUAUCCGGCAGUUCAUACAAGGGGGAAAUCUGAGGUUAACUAGCUCAAUCUUCUCUCUUUUGGACAGCAAUUGUUUCCGUUGGUUUUGGUGACAGUAAUUGUUUUGUUUCAAGGAUGGGACAUAGAAAAGUGGAGCAUAUUUUGCACUAAUUUCAACUCCAGAAUAAAGACAUGCUCCAGAGGUAAUCUGUUUUUUAUCCCGCUUUGUUUAAACUGGUUGUCUCAGACUGUAUUUCUAUUAUCAAGCACGGCAUGGUUUGGAAUAGUUAACAACUUGUGUUACAUAACAAUACAUGUGCUGCUUGUCACUACCAAUCAAUUCAUGUAAAAGAAAAAAUAAUGGAGAUAAUCACAUCAAGCUCCAGUAAUGAAUAAAACCUCACGAUUCAAUGAUGCAAGAGUAUUGAAGUGUACUGUA